Messenger RNA from Ruditapes philippinarum (Manila clam), 834 nucleotides. RefSeq lists its product as uncharacterized. The record is from RefSeq and is a predicted model, not a curated record. The transcript has 6 exons. NCBI's taxonomy places the organism in Eukaryota, Metazoa, Mollusca, Bivalvia, Venerida, Veneridae. The annotation marks the transcript as partial.
AAAGCUGGAUUGCACGAAUACAAAUUCAAAAAAUAGAUACUAAGUUGUUCACGAUUGUUUGUAAAAUACAAACAACAAGUCAGACAUCAGUUUGAACAUAUGAGAGAAUUAAGGAGAAGAAGUCAUUCGGUCAGGGAUUUACAAAGCAUGUCUACAGAAAUAAAAGGAAAUAAAACAACAAAGAAAAGAAAGCAUUCAUUUUCUGAUGAAGAUAAUGAUGAUGACUCUGGUAAUGGAAGACAUUCUAAAGGAAGUAGUUCCUCAGGUAAACGGAGUAAGAUUGAUCAAAGAAAGGAAGAUGAUCAGGCCUGUAUUGACAACCUAGAGGAGAUGCUGAAUAAUGCCGAAGAAACCGAAAAGUUGCUAGAAGGGUAUAUUGGCUGGCAUGAAAUGACAGUUGCUGAUGCAUUUUUAAGUAACGAUCAAGUGGAGUCGAAAGAAAAGUUGGAUAACUUCCUCGAAGAGUUGAAGCGUAUCUGCCGAAGUCAAGCUUGGGGCAUGAAAUUCGAGGAUGAUUUAGAGGGGUAUCCAAACUUUAUCGUUAUUAAACGUCGUAAAGACUUGAAAAAAGGCGAUAUGGAGCUUCUAGAAAAUUGUCAGGCAUGCAACAGAGAAAAACGGCGUUGGUCAGUAAAAGUAAAAUUACACGGUCAACCGUAUAAAAGAAAAACAUAUAAGGCGACAGGACAAUCAAAACGUGUCAGGUAUUACAUGGGAAAUUUCUGUCAUCACAGGACAAAACUUUUUCAUGAUAUCUGCCAUUUUGGCCAUGUGCUUUUUCAGAAAUGUAAGAAAAAGGCAAAGUGCAAUGAAGAUGAACCAUUGUUUCAAGAG